Molecule: messenger RNA, 2151 nt
Organism: Acanthoscelides obtectus
Lineage: Eukaryota; Metazoa; Arthropoda; Insecta; Coleoptera; Chrysomelidae
Source: the annotation of a GenBank genome assembly
UUGAUCAGAUCUACUCACUGUUAAAAUAAAUGACUCAAUUUCGAAGUCACCCUGUAUAUAUAUAUAUGUGUGUGUGCGUGUGUGUGUGUAUAUACAUAUAUAGUUUCCUAGUUAUCGAAGGAUCGCGUUAUAAAACAAUUUUAGUUGACUGAAUGGUCCGAUUUGGCAGAGCAUAUUGGCUUUUCGGAAGAAUUUAUGAAACAACUUGGUAGCUGUCUAAUUUAAAAUCAUUGAAAAAACUUCCUUUACAUCUGCUCUUUUUGCUGUCGUCCAAACGCACGGGUAUCUUCUGCUGACAUCUCUUCUAUUGCACAAACCAUGCCAGCACCGGCAAAAAUACGCUACGAUGAGGCAUUUAUAUGUUUUUCUAGCUAUGUCGACUUGAAUGUUUCAUGUUUUAGCUACCGAGAGCUGUACUUUCACCAAGCACUUCACUAUUAUCGAUUAAGCUUUUCAUUUCAGACUUUGUUUGUGGUACUUGCGGAAAAGAGUACUCUCGCAAAGAAUCCUUCCGAAUACAUGCACUUUACGACUGCAAUGGUGGAACGAAGUUUAAGUGCAAAUUAUGUGGACGGUCUUAUAAGAGAAAGCACGAUGUCAAAAGGCACCUGGUCAGAAGACACUUAAUAGAGCUUAAUGAUAAAUUGAGGUUGAGGGAGAAUAUUGUGAUGGCAGUACCUACUUAAGUUAUUUAUUUAUACGUCUGUUGAACUUGUGAAAUAUAUACAUUGGUAUUAUAGGCAAUUACUUCACGAAUUAGGUAAAACAUUUUGAUGAGUCAACCUUUCAAUAUUCAAUAGUUCCACUUUAACCAAUCGCAUCCCCGAAAUAGUUGUAGGCUCCUGUGAAACCUUCUGCUGAAGACUGAUGUUCAACUGUAUAUUGGCUUAGCAUAUCAACUGUCAACGGCACUUGUUUUUUUUUUAGUUUAAGGAAUCGUGAAAUGAAUGAAAUAUUGUGAUAUUAAAUACAUCCCAUCUCAUCAGACGAUAGAACAAAGUGAAUCCGUUUCAAAAGAUCUAGACAGAAAAAAUAUGAGGAGCAUAUUUGUGACGUCUCAGUACUUGAAUGCUAUCAUUAUUUAAAUAAAAAUAAAUUAUAACUACUUGAAAAGUGAUGGAAAACACUGCAAUUAAAUUAUCGUAUGUUUACUGUGAGCGAACGUUUUUAUGGACGAUCUUGUUUGUUUCAAUGUGUUUCUCAUUUUAUGAAACUUAUUUCUCUGAAGAAAGAAAUAAGAAUACUUGGAGUUCGACCAAAUCCUGGUACCCUCAACCCUGGAAGCAAUAUUGGCUGCCCGGAUGAACAAUGCGUCCAAGAUGAUAGGUCCAAAUAUCAAACAAAUUAGAAAAUUCAAGUACCUGACGAGUAAUAUGGUUCGCUCUGGAUAUAGCCCGAACUCUGAGUUUGCUUGCAGGUAUUGUGGCAAGCGAUACAAAUGGAAGUCUACCAUGAGGAGACACGAAGAAGACGAAUGCGGGGACAAAGAGCCCAAAUUCGUGUGUCCACACUGUCCGUACAAAGCAAAACAAAAGGGCAACCUGAAAGUACACAUUCGCAAGCAUCAUGAGGACAAUCCAAAUGGUUCAGCACCUCCUAGUCAAACGUAAAGGUUCUUAAUUCGUGUAGGUACAUGCAUAUAUUUCUGAGAAAUGAAGAUUAAGAUCUAUUCAGUUGGAAACAUUUUCCAUAUGUGUGAUACUCAGUAUAAUAUAGUUCUUUUAUAUACAGGGUGGCCCAUAAGUCCUUUGAGCUGGAAAAAAAGGAAUAAAACCAAACUAGUUACAUUAUGAAGAAUUGUUAUAUUUUGUUAUCAUCUUUAUUGAAUGGGAAUUAUGUUUUAAAAAUCACAUCGUCUAAAUGCAAUCCAUUACGAUCACGGCACUCAUAUAAACGACGUCUAAAAUUGUCGAUGACUGCGCGGCAAGUCAACACUGUAAUGCUUGCCAUUUCUCUUCGGAUAUUUUCUUUCAGGACAUCAACUGAUCGCGGAGUGGUGUCGUACACUUUACUCUUGAGGUAGCCCCAUAAAAAGAAGUCCAUUGGGGUCAAAUCUGGACUACGUGGUGGCCAGGAAAUGUCUCCUCUUCGAGAAAUUACUUUGCUGGGAAAAAGUUGACAGACGACGGGCAUAGAAGUGUUGGAGGUGUG